UAUUUCCUGAAUCGAUACAAAGCAGCGAGUUGGUGGAGACGACAACGAGCGAGCUCAGUCAUGGCAGCACCUGCUACGGGGACGUCCAGACCUGCUCACAAUGACGUUGGGCAGAGGCGAAGGAAAGGACCGGGGGCACUGGCAACAGCAUAUCUCGUCAUAUAUAACGUGGUCAUGACAGCUGGGUGGCUGGUCAUUGCGGUGGGGCUGGUGCGGGCGUACCUGGCCAAAGGCAGCUACCACGGCCUGUACUACUCCAUCGAGAAGCCCCUGAAGUUCUUCCAAACCGGGGCCCUCUUGGAGAUACUGCACUGUGCUGUUGGUAUCGUGCCCUCGUCGGUGGUCCUGACGGGGUUCCAGGUGCUGUCCCGAGUGUUUCUCACCUGGGCGGUGACGCACAGCGUCCGAGAGGUUCAGAAUGAAGACAGCGUUCUCCUGUUUGUGGUCGCCUGGACCGUGACCGAGAUUAUCCGAUACUCGUUCUACACCUUCAGCCUGCUCAACCACCUGCCGUACCUCAUCAAGUGGGCCAGGUACACCUUCUUCCUGGUGCUGUACCCCAUGGGCGUGACCGGUGAGCUGCUCACCAUGUACGCCGCCCUGCCGUUCGUCCAGAAGACGGGGCUCUACUCCGUCACCCUGCCCAACAAAUACAACUUCUCCUUCGACUACCACACCUUCCUCAUCCUCACCAUGCUGUCCUACAUUCCCCUCUUUCCUCAGCUGUAUUUUCACAUGAUGCGGCAGAGGAAGAAGGUCUUGGGACAUGUGGAGGACUACAGCAAACUGGAAUGAACGCCCCGGGAGAUCAAGACAAAGUAGACUAUUAUGAGGAGGAAGCGCGUAGCCUUUUAAACCUUUCGCGUGACAAAUUAGAAUUUCUGCUCAUCAAAAAGCGCCCAUCUCUACUUGAACCUGAAAAUGCCGCUGGGAGGAUCAGUGCUAGUUUGUGAAUGAACUGUCAAGUGUUUUGGGGUUGGCCCCCGUGGUAACAAUUUAAACAUAAAUUAAUAUAUAGACUGCUUUUUCAGUAAGUGAAUGCGGUUACAGUACGAUGCUCUGAAAGUGCUUAGCGCGUGAAGGCGGAUAGAUGUGUGUAGUCGCACAGGACAAGUAGUUAUGACUGCUGGUUAUCGUUGAAUUAUUUUCUAUGAAUGACACGUCCCUUAAUGGUCAGAGACAAAAUAAUUGAAUUCCUUUACACUACAUACUCCCCUUUUAACCAAAAACUUUAUAAUCUGAGAAGUAAACUCCGCUUUUAAGAGUCUUUGCGUCUUUAUGCAUACCUUCUCCCAAGGAAAUACCUAAACAGUCUUUUCACAAGUUCAUUUUUAAUUUAGGCAGAGCACAUUUACUAUUUUUGUAUGGUAACGACUUCCUGUGUAAUUUCGGGGCCUCCCAGGUGAAAAAUCUACAUUCUCAGAUUCAUGAUAACGUUUCCCUCCAUAUUCCACAUUUGUCAUAAUUGCCCCAUGCAAACCUCUUGAUUGUGAUCUGGGCGUGUUUUUAUUGUCUUGAUUUGUUAUAGUUGAAUUUUGAACGUCAGCGAUGACGCGUUCACUGUUUGGGUACAAUUGGAUUGUUGUGGGUUGAUUUAUGUCGUGUCGUUUCGGUUUGAAAUUGCUGCACAUGACCAAGCCUAAAAAGUACCGAUGCAGUUGAAAAGAUUUGUGCAGUUACCUUAAGCGCUGACUUGCUCUUGUGUGUGUUUUUUCCGAGGGACUAAUGUACUGGAUUUUAAAAGCUUUAACACUGGCGCUCCUUGCUUAGCCACAGUUACUGUUGCAGAAGAUGAAGUAUUGAAAAGACAUCAGACUCUAGAUUGUGUUCUGGGGUUGCGCGUUUGCUUUAAGCUGUCGAGGAGCUCCGUCCCGACAGUCCAGACAAAGCCCUCCCUCCGCGAUGAAUUGGAUUAAAGUCAUGCGUCUCCAAUGAACAAACUUUAGCAGCACAUGGUGAAAGCUGAAAGUCAGGAUUGUGUAGGGAACGCUCUGUGUCCAAACUGUCCAAACCCUGUUCCUGGAGAUCUGCCGUCCUGUAGGUUUUUACUCCAACCCUAAUUUGCCACAUCUGAUUCCACUAAUUGGCAGCUGAACAGGUUCUCUUGCUGUAGGACGAGGUGUGCUUUGUUGAGGUUGGAGUGAAAACCUACAGGACGGCAGAUCUCCAGGAGCAGGGAUGGGCAGCCCUGCUCUAGCUGUUGAAUGAGCUGUGCUAUGUUCAUGUACUUGGGCUGUACUUGCGAUGUUCAAACCUCUGACAUUCCUUUUGUUCGGAUGAGUCAGCUGGGCUGCCAGGCAGGGCAGUGACAGAAAAAGACGAUUUGCAGGAAUUUCACAUUUUAUGUUUUUUCUGUCUUCUGAUUAACAGUGUGGUGGGUUGUCUUAUGCGUGGAUUUGGACCUGUAACAAAUUGUAUUUUAUUUCAACAACGAUAUACCGUAGCAUCCAUAACCAUUGCAUCUGUUUGUGCAUUGCAGAUAUUUCUAAAAUAUCUGUGAAUAUCCGAUUGCCUCCGUGAAAAUUGAUUUGGAUUUGUAGUGCAAUCCUGGGAACUUAUUUUGAGCCUGACUGGAACAAAGUCCUAGUGUGCCUCUGUGCACUGUAGCAUCGUCCGUUAGUGUAGUACUACAUGUUCUUUUCUGUGUUCAGCUCAUCCAAAAAUAUAGUAGCAUCCUGGUUGUUCCAGGGUUCUGCAAAUCCGGUCUCGCUUUGGUCAGUCCAGCUCAUGACCUUUUUAUUCUGGGUAAUAAUUUGAGAAAAUGUUUUUCAAUUAUAGCACGUGUCGGAGUCAGUAAAAUAUUUUCCGCUGCCCGAGAACACAUAAACAUUGGCUUAAAUGUGUUAGUUUGGGGUGAAUUGUACUGCUGGUACAGAAUGAAUCUGGGCCCCAAAUUGUGUUGCUUAUUGUUUCUAGAGUAGUUUUCCCGUAUUGUGCAUCGUUUUUAAUUAUCUUCUCUUUGGUCUUAAGUUAAGCACCUUCAUCUUGGCCCUGUUGUCUCCAUUUGACCGCAUUGCCAUGGGUCAGUGGUAACCAGCCCUGUUCCUGCAGAUCCUGUAUAUUUUCAUUCCAAUUCUAACAAAGCACGCCUCAUUCAUUCAACAACUAUAGUUCAGCACUGAAGUGGGAACUAGUCCGGAAUGGCGAAUUAAGGUUGAAAUGAAAUCCUACAGGAUGGUAGAUCUCCAGGAACACGGUCGGGUACCACUAUCGUGCGUUUAAGAAGCCACGUCGAAAUGUCUUGGCGAUACCAGACGUGCGUUCAACAUUAACAGCAAACGUUAGCUAACUUUCGCGAACCUAUUCUAUUUUUUUCUGUUCACCGCGUACAUUAGCUAUAGUCAGCUAGCAGUUUGAAAAUGACCAAAAAUGGCUGCUGUUGGGGAAAACUGGAAUGGAAUAAUGGAAUAUUUGCUCUUACUUUAAAUGGAGUGUUCUUUUAAAAUCGUCCCAACAACAACUGUUUGCUGCAAACAUAGUUCGCCGUGAACGUUCGCGGUCUUGAACGCACGUCAGGCGGAGGGACACGUCUUGACAUAAACAGAUUAGUUAUGGUCCCCUGGGGGUAUUUGGGGCGUCCCGUGGGCAUUGGAGGAAGUGUUGUGUUCAUUUUUCAGCAUGGAUGUGGGUUGCACUGAGGUUUGGGAUGUCUCUGGGGGUGGAAUGUGCCUCUUGGUGUAACUUUGCAUGCGAACUAAAAUUACCCCGCUGUGUAUCCCUGGACUGCCUUUAUCUGAACGGACAAAAAAAAAAAAAUCUAAUAAAGCACGCUGAGUUUCUGUCGAACAAUGUUGGGCUUUUUGAUACUGACGUUUUGCAUGGGACCAUUUCCUUGAGAGGAUAAUACGAACAUUCUUUGUAUAAUAUCGCAAGUAAUAAUAAUUGAUAUAUAUAUAUUUACAAUAAACUGAGUAUGGGAA
Messenger RNA from Conger conger (European conger), 3920 nucleotides. It is a transcript of the gene hacd2, whose product is annotated as 3-hydroxyacyl-CoA dehydratase 2. Gene Ontology annotation, molecular function: 3-hydroxyacyl-CoA dehydratase activity. Gene Ontology annotation, biological process: sphingolipid biosynthetic process; fatty acid elongation; very long-chain fatty acid biosynthetic process. Gene Ontology annotation, cellular component: endoplasmic reticulum membrane. Lineage: Eukaryota; Metazoa; Chordata; Actinopteri; Anguilliformes; Congridae. The coding region runs from base 61 to 795 and encodes 244 amino acids. The record is from RefSeq and is a predicted model, not a curated record. The transcript is spliced from 7 exons.